Molecule: messenger RNA, 1934 nt
Organism: Frieseomelitta varia
Lineage: Eukaryota; Metazoa; Arthropoda; Insecta; Hymenoptera; Apidae
Gene: mthl5
Product: probable G-protein coupled receptor Mth-like 5
Exons: 2
Coding region: 451-1902 (483 amino acids)
Source: RefSeq, a predicted model, not a curated record
UGAGUAGCGGGGAGAGGGAAGGGGAGAGCGAGAUGAGACAGCCACGGGGAAGGGAGAAAGAGAAAAAGAGAGUAAGCAAGCCAGCGUGCGAGCAAACGAACGAAGGAGAGAGAGAGAGAGAGAGAGAGAGAGGUAGUGCGAGAGAAUGGGAAUGGAUGCGACGCGAUGGCGGCGGGUAUGGCAGGGGUAGAUCUCGCUAGGCGGGUAACCACCGCGGGCGGCAUUGUCAGGUAUGGCGAUGAACACACGAGAAGUCCGUCAUCGUUGCGUUACGAUGCGAACGAGUGAGUAACAACGCUACGCGGCCAGGUAAUAUCGAGGCAGCCCUCGAAGAGAUCGAUUUAAGAGCCAAACCGAAAGGCUGAAAGUUAGCUAACGAACGAACAAAGAGGAACCAAUGCACGAGAAACAAAGGUACGAGAGUAGGAACUGCAGUGCCGAUUCGAUGACAUGUAUUAUCUCGCGAGUGCGUUGCUUAUCGUUAUCGGUACAUUGGGGACAAAUUGUCCCCUUCCCGCGAGCACAGACGACAGAGCGAGUUUAAUCAGCGUGGCGAAGUGUUGCGAGCAGAACGAGCUUCUUGUCGACGACACGUGCACGCCAUUGACGGAAACGAACGAGACGGAGUGGAAGCCGGAAUUUGUGGAGGAAAAGGUCAACGGUAUAUCAAGGAACAGGCCGGUACAACCGAGUUAUCAAUUGAAGAUCGGAAGGCCGAAAUGUCAAUCCAACGAGCAUCAAUGGAACGUGUAUCAUUAUCGAUCCGGCGAGGAUCGUCUCGCGAUAUUGACAACUGGCGUGUUACGGCACUACACCACCGACUUGACGAAGGGAAGCCAGGAGUACAAUGGUAUAUUUAAAUUCGACGAUGCCGAUUCGAUGGACGAGGAUGAUCUCGACACGAUUUCUAUUCAUUACGACUACCCAUUCGGACAUUACUGCGCUGACAAAGCGAUUUUGAGCAGAGAUCGACUGGUAGCGACAUACGCGAUGAUCUGCGUACCCGACGUGGUUGUCAAAUGGUCCGACACGAAUUAUUUGAUGAAACACGCGAUCGAUCCUACCUUCCACGCAAUAUCAAUAGCCAGUUACCUGGUUGUCGCGGUUGUCUAUUUCGUUCUACCGCAGCUGCGUGAUCUUGUGGGAAAUAUGAUAACUAGCAUGACUCUGUGCCUUAUAGCCGGUCAAUCUGCGUCUACGGUCAGGAUCUUUACGGAAUUCGGCAAUCACGUCAGUUUUAUGAUUGCCGAUACCGUCAUGUACGUCUCCUUGUUAGCUGCAUUUUUCUGGCUGAAUGCCUUGGGUUAUUACGUGUGGAACACGUUUCGUUCGCGAAAUGUAUUUCUAAGAGUAACCGACGGGAGGAAAUAUUGUUACUAUUCUACGUACGUUUGGGGUUCGACGAUUUGCAUAGCGGGUACUGCGAUUUUUGCACAUUUUGCUUUAGAGACUAACAAGCCUGUCGUUGGCGGAAUGAUAUAUCCACCUCAGGAAACGAUCGGUUGGCUAGGCAUUUCCGUGCUAUUUACGUCGAUCGCAUUUACAAUAAUGAUCGACUUAUGCUUUGCGCUAACAACCGCCAACAGGAUUAAACGAAUGAGCACAUACGGUCGAAUUCAUCAUAAAAUGAAAUACAGCUUUAGGAUGUUUGUUUUCUUGUUUACGAUAAUGAGUAUCGGUUGGCUGUCACUUUUGCUAUCGCAACUGAAUUACAAGACAUUAGAGUACUGUCAUGUCGUCAUUAAUUUACUGCAAGCGAUUCUAAUACUUUAUGUUUGCGUAUUUGGACAGAGAAGAGUUACAUUUUUGCUUGGUAAAACGUGCAACUGCUGUAAUUCAGGGGAAAACAUUGAGGGUCUUGACUGGGGCGAAGAAAUGACUGCUAUCAACGCGGGAUAUUAAAGAAUUAUUAAAUCGUACAGCUCACUAUGAAA